AUGUCAAAGGUUGAUUUUACAGGUCAGGUUGUUAUAAUCACAGGUGCAGGUGGUGGUUUAGGUAAAUACUAUUCUCUUGAGUUUGCCAAAAGAGGUGCCAAGGUUGUUGUAAAUGACUUGGGUGGUGCUUUAGACGGUCAAGGCGGUAACUCGAAAGCCGCUGAUGUUGUUGUUGACGAAAUUAAGAAAAAUGGCGGUAUUGCAGUUGCCGAUUAUAACAAUGUUUUGGAUGGAGACAAGAUUGUUGAAACCGCGGUGAAAAAUUUCGGUACUGUUCACGUGAUCAUCAAUAAUGCAGGUAUAUUGAGAGAUGCCUCAAUUAAGAAGAUGACUGAACGCGAUUUUAAAUUGGUUCUAGAUGUUCAUUUAAACGGUGCUUUUGCUGUUACAAAAGCAGCUUGGCCAUAUUUCCAGAAACAACGUUAUGGUAGAAUUGUUAAUACUUCGUCGCCUGCUGGUUUAUAUGGUAAUUUCGGACAAACAAAUUAUUCAGCAGCUAAAUCGGGAUUGAUUGGUUUUGCCGAAACUUUGGCUAAAGAAGGUGGCAAGUAUAAUAUCUUGGCUAAUGUAAUUGCUCCAUUGGCAAGAUCAAGAAUGACCGAAUCUAUAUUGCCACCACCAAUUUUGGAGAAGUUGGGUCCAGAAAAAGUGGCCCCCUUGGUUUUGUACUUGUCUAGUUCUCAAGAAGAAUUGACGGGUAAAAUUUUCGAAGUUGCCGCUGGUUUUUAUGCACAAAUCAGAUGGGAAAGAUCAGGAGGUAUCAUUGUGAAACCAGAUGAAUCUUUUACUCCAGAAUUGGUUGCUAAAAGAUUUAAUGAGAUUUUGGAGUACGAUGAUUCAAAAAAGCCAGAGUUGUUGAAGAAUCAACAUCCAAAUAUGCUUAAUGAUUAUACUUCAUUGACUCUGGCUGCAAGAGAAUUGCCAUCAAACGAUGUAUCGGGUGCUCCAACAGUGUCCUUGAAAGACAGGGUGGUUUUGAUUACUGGUGCUGGUGCCGGAUUAGGUAAAGAGUAUGCUAAAUGGUUUGCCAAGUAUGGUGCAAAAGUUGUUGUUAAUGAUUUCAAAGAUGCCACAAAGACGGUUGAUGAAAUUAAAGCAGCAGGUGGAGAAGCUACUGCUGAUAAACACAAUGUCGCAACUGAGGCUGAUGCAAUUAUUGAAACUGCUUUGAAGGCCUAUGGUACUAUUGAUGUUUUGGUCAAUAAUGCAGGUAUAUUAAGAGACAGAUCCUUUGCCAAGAUGACUAAAGAGGAAUGGGAUCAAGUUCAAGCCGUUCAUUUGUUGGGAACUUUUAACUUGUGUCGAUUGGCUUUCCCCAUUAUGUCUGAAAAGAAGUAUGGUAGAAUUGUUAACAUCACUUCAACUUCAGGUAUAUAUGGUAAUUUUGGUCAAGCCAACUACUCGUCAGCCAAAGCAGCUAUAUUGGGAUUAUCAAAGACAUUGGCUAUUGAAGGUUCUAGAAAUAACAUCAAGGUUAAUAUUGUUGCUCCACAUGCUGAAACUGCCAUGACUUUAACUAUUUUCAGAGAAGAAGAUAAGAAUUUGUACCAUGCAGAUCAAGUUGCUCCAUUAUUGGUGUUUUUGGGUUCCGAGAAUGUUCCAGUCACUGGUGAAACUUUUGAAGCCGGUGGUGGAUGGAUUGGUAACACUAGAUGGCAAAGAGCUAAAGGUGCUGUUUCCAAAGAAGCUGAUACUACUGUUGAGUUCAUCAGGGAUCACUUGCAAGAUAUUGUCGAUUUCGACAGUGAUACUGAGAACCCCAAAUCGACUACUGAAUCAUCCAUGGCUAUCUUGGCUGCUGUUGGUGGAGAUGAAGAAGAAGAGGAGGAGGAGGAAGAUGAAGGUGACGAGGAAGAUGAAGAAGACGAAGACGAAGAAGAAGAUGAUCCAGUUUGGAGAUUUAAUGACAGAGAUGUUAUCUUAUACAAUAUUGCCCUUGGUGCUACUACUAAGCAAUUGAAGUAUGUCUAUGAAAACGAUUCAGAUUUCCAAGUUAUUCCAACUUUUGGUCAUUUGAUUACAUUCAAUUCAGGUAAGUCGCAAAAUUCAUUUGCUAAAUAUUUGAAGAAUUUCAACCCAAUGUUUUUGUUACAUGGAGAACACUAUAUCAAGGUACAUCAGUGGCCACCACCAACUGAAGGUGAAAUCAAGACCUCGUUUGAACCUUUGCAAACUACACAAAAGGGCACAAAUGUUGUUAUUGUUCACGGAUCAAAGUCUGUUGAUAACAAGACUGGUGAGUUAGUUUACUCUAAUGAAGCAACCUAUUUCAUCAGAAACUGUCAAGCUGAGAAUAAAACUUAUGGAGACAGAAGAUCGUUUGCUACUAAUCCAUGGCCUGCACCAAAGAGAGAACCAGAUUACCAAGUUGACAUUUUAGUUUCAGAGGAUUUAGCAGCAUUGUACAGAUUGUCUGGUGAUCGUAACCCAUUACACAUUGACCCCAACUUUGCCAAGGGUGCGAAAUUCCCCAAACCAAUCUUGCAUGGUAUGUGUACAUAUGGUUUGAGUGCCAAGGCAUUGAUUGAUAAAUUUGGUAUGUUUGAUGAAAUUAAAGCUAGAUUUACUGGUAUUGUGUUCCCUGGUGAGACACUUAGAGUUUUGGCAUGGAAAGAUGGCGAAAAUGUUAUUUUCCAAACUCAUGUUGUUGAUAGAGGUACUAUUGCUAUAAACAAUGCCGCUAUCAAAUUGAUUGGUGAUAAACCUAACUUGUAA
Lodderomyces oxycetoniae is the source of this 2715-nucleotide messenger RNA. It is a transcript of the gene FOX2, whose product is annotated as bifunctional hydroxyacyl-CoA dehydrogenase/enoyl-CoA hydratase. The record is from RefSeq and is a predicted model, not a curated record. Gene Ontology annotation, molecular function: oxidoreductase activity. Lineage: Eukaryota; Fungi; Ascomycota; Pichiomycetes; Serinales; Debaryomycetaceae. The coding region runs from base 1 to 2715 and encodes 904 amino acids. The transcript has a single exon.